AUGAAACCGUCCGACGAUCCGGUCGGAUCAGAACUCCUGAGGAAGAAACGGAGCAACGGGAAGUGGAGCGGCCAGAGGCUGGCAGAGGCAGCAUCAUGCUGUGGGCCUGAGGCUGAGCCUUUGGUGAAGCUCAUCAAAGGCAAAAAUCCUCCGAAUGAAGGAUUUGUAAUGUGUGUUACUUGGACUGGACCGCAGGCCUUUCAGAAACCAGAAACCCAGUGGUUCUGGUUCUGUGAGCUGAAGGAGGCGGACCGUCGAGUUAGUGUGGUUCUGGACCCAUUGGGUUUCGUCGGUACCACAGCGGGUUUUGUUGAUGUGGUUCUGGAUCCACUGGGUUUAGUCCGUGUGGUUCUGGACGCAUUGGGUUUUGUUGGUGUGGUUCUGGACCCAUUGGGUUUCGUCGGUACCACAGCGGGUUUUGUUGAUGUGGUUCUGGACCCAUUGGGUCUAGUCGAUACCACAGCGGGUUUUGUUGAUGUGGUUCUGGAUCCAGCAGGUUUAGUCGGAACCACAGCAGGUUUCGUCGGUGUGGUUCUGGAUCCAUUGGGUUUAGUCCAUGUGGUUCUGGACCCAUUGGGUUUAGUUGGUGUGGUUCUGGAUCAGGAAGGUUUUGUUGGUGUGGUUCUGGACCCAUUGGGUUUAGUCGGUACUGCAACAGGUUUCGUCGGUGUGGUUCUGGAUCCAGCAGGUUUAGUCGGAACCACAGUGGGUUUCGUCGGUACCGCAGCGGGUUUAGUCCGUGUGGUUCUGGACCCAUUGGGUUUCGUCUGUGUGGUUCUGGAUCCAUUGGGUUUAGUCCGUGUGGUUCUGGAUCGGGCAGGUUUCGUUGGUGUGGUUCUGGACCCAUUGGGUUUCGUUGGUGUGGUUCUGGACCCAUUGGGUUUAGUCCGUGUGGUUCUGGAUCGGGCAGGUUUCGUCGGUGUGGUUCUGGACCCAUUGGGUUUAGUUGGUGUGGUUCUGGAUCCAGCAGGUUUAGUCGGAACCACAGCAGGUUUAGUCCGUGUGGUUCUGGACCCAUUGGGUUUCGUCGGUGUGGUUCUGGAUCCAGCAGAUUUAGUCUGUGUGGUUCUGGAUCCAUUGGGUUUUGUCGGUGUGGUUCUGGAUCCAGCAGAUUUAGUCUGUGUGGUUCUGGAUCCAUUGGGUUUUGUCGGUGUGGUUCUGGAUCCAGCAGGUUUCGUCGGUACCACAGUGGGUUUCGUCGGUGUGGUUCCGGACCCUGUGGGUCCAGUCGGUGUGGUUCUGUUCUAG
This is a messenger RNA of Gambusia affinis (western mosquitofish), 1248 nucleotides long. RefSeq lists its product as uncharacterized. NCBI's taxonomy places the organism in Eukaryota, Metazoa, Chordata, Actinopteri, Cyprinodontiformes, Poeciliidae. The record is from RefSeq and is a predicted model, not a curated record. The transcript has 5 exons. Bases 1 to 1248 code for a protein of 415 amino acids.